Rhododendron vialii is the source of this 751-nucleotide messenger RNA. RefSeq names its product oleosin H1-like. Gene Ontology annotation, biological process: lipid storage; seed oilbody biogenesis; response to freezing. Gene Ontology annotation, cellular component: membrane; monolayer-surrounded lipid storage body. The transcript has a single exon. The coding region runs from base 71 to 544 and encodes 157 amino acids. The record is from RefSeq and is a predicted model, not a curated record. Lineage: Eukaryota; Viridiplantae; Streptophyta; Magnoliopsida; Ericales; Ericaceae.
CCCUUCUCUCUCUCUCUCUCUCUCUCUCUCUCUCGCAAAACAAACAAACUCACACUCUACAAAGACUACAAUGGCCGACCGCCCCCACCCCCACCAGCUCCAAGUCCACCCCCAACAACGCUACGAAGGCGGUUUCAAGGCCGGCCAACGGGGCGACGGCGGUGGGCCAUCCAAGGGCAAAAUCCUCGCCGUCGCCACCCUCCUCCCUGUUGGCGGCAGCCUCCUUGGUCUCUCGGGCCUCACACUCGCUGCCUCCCUCCUCGGCCUUGCCGUCGCCACCCCUAUCUUCCUCCUCUGCAGCCCCGUUCUCGUCCCCGCUGCCCUCGUCGCCGGACUCGUCCUCGCCGGGUUUUUCACCUCCGGCCUCUUCGGGCUUACCGGGCUCACGUCGCUCUCGUGGGUCAUGAAGUACUUUAGGCAGGCCGGGCCGCCGCAGUUGGAUGAGGCCAAGAGAAGGAUGCAGGAUGUGGCUGUCACUGUGGGCCAGAAGACUAAGGAGGUGGGAGAGGCCAUCCAGCAGAAGGCCAAGGAAGCUGGGAAGUAGUAGAAAUGGGCCUUGGACAUGGGCAAUGGGCCUUGGAAUAAUCUCUUUUUUGCUUGUCGUUUAAUUACGGGGCUUGUGCGUGUAUAGGAGUUAGAACAAUGAGGGGUUGUUGUGUUCUGUUUGGUUCGGUUGCAUUGCUUUACUUAUGGACGUGUUUUUGUCUCUGUUUUUGCAUUUUCCUAUGUUUGGAUUGCCGCAUUUUAUCUU